CGAAAACCUUAGUCGCUGUGUGGCUCAUGACAUUCGGGCGCGUGUAUUAAACAAUAGUACACAGCUGGACUGUUAACUGUGGUUUUGCAACUUUUACGUUGUGAUUAGCAUUUUUGAGCUUACAUUGCCAGCCACUGAAAAGAAAUCACAUCACUGAAAAAAUUACAGGAAGCAAAGAGCAGCUGAGACUUUUAAAUGGAUGCAAUUGAGGAAGCAUGCCAAACUGAAAUGACUAACAUAGAGAAAAACACUGUGAAUAUUAAAGAGGAGGAAGAGGAUUGUGAAUUGGAGUCUGCCCACCUCGAGGACAAGAAUCUCUCCAUUAAAGAUGAUAAUAAUGAACGACCAACCUUGAGCAUUAAAGAAGAGACUGAGGAAAAGGCAUUGAGCGAUGAGAUGCAGGAACAUAAAAACACACACCAAGUCAAAGGAGAAGACCUUCAUUCAGAGUCUUUCCUACAGCAUGGAUGUCAAGAUGGAUGUGGUUCACUUCUAGAAUCUUCUGUCAAAGGGAAAUCUGAAUCGGUGCUGUUAGAUUCAAGGAGGCCUGAGGGGAUGAGAGCAAGGAGAACAUCAGAAGACCAGCCAUCAUUUUCAGAUGAGACUGGAGAAAGUUUACAAGACAGACAGAGUUCCUCCUUGUCUUCGUUUCUUCACACUUCCCUUCACUUUGGGUCACAAAAGACAGCACUUGAAGAAAAUGUGAAGAAAUCAGUAUCUGGGACAGAGAUUUCAGUACCAACCUCCUUCCCAUAUUGUUCGGUGCCUGUUGUGAAAUUAAUAAGAAUAGAUGCUGUGAAUACUAAACAACAGAUAAUCAACACAAAUUCAGUUGCUAAAAAUAAAAGCAAUCGGGGAUGUUAUAUUAGACAGAAGACUCAUUGUUGUUCUGAAUGCGGCAGGCAAUUCUCAAGAAAGGCCAAUCUUUACAUCCACCAAAGAAUUCACACUGGAGAAAAGCCGUACUGCUGUCCUGAAUGUGGCAAACGAUUCUCUCAAAUAAGUAGUCUUCAGACUCACACAAGAGUUCACACUGGAGAGAAGCCUUUUUCCUGUCCUGAAUGUGACAAACGAUUUUCCCGACUGAACAGUCUUCAGACCCAUAAAAAAAUUCACACUGGAGAAAAGCCCUACCAAUGUGAGGAAUGUGGCAAAAGGUUCCCACUAAUGAAACAUGUUCGUAGACAUUCAAAAAUUCAUACUGGAGAGAGACUGUAUUGUUGUUCUGAUUGUGGCAAAGCAUUUUCUGACAGGAACAAUCUUCAGAUCCACACCAGAAUUCACACCGGGGAGAAGCCAUAUCAAUGUAAAGAUUGUGGCAAACGCUUCUCAGAUAGGAGUUAUCUCAAUACCCACAAAAGAAUUCACACUGGAGAGAAGCCGUACUGCUGUCCUGAAUGUGGCAAACAAUUCUCACAAACAAGCCACCUUAAGAACCACAUGAGAAUUCACACUGGAGAGAAGCCGUUUUGCUGUUCCAAAUGUGACAAACAGUACUCCUCAAGGAGCAGUUUUCUGAGCCACACAAGAACUCACACUGGGGAGAAGAAUAAAAAUACACUGUAAUGGCACCAUCAUGACACUGUGACCUUACUACAUGUGGGCCAUAUUUUUCCCAACUUAGAGAAACAUUGAAGCCAGGAAACCAGAUAUAAUUGUGCAGAAUUACAAACCAUAGAUAAUAGAAGUAUUAGUUGGAAGUCACUGCUUACAGUCAUGGGAAAAGUAAGUACACCCCAUGGAAAUUGUUGUAUUUUUCAACAUAUUUGAACAGAAAAACAGUAGAUCUUCAUGCAAAUUGUGCCUACAGAUAAAGGCGAUAAACUUCAAUAAAAAAAAGAAAAGAUUGCCUUUUCAACCAUUUAUUCAACAAACAUAUCAAGAGAUGUAAUGGUGUACUAGGGAAAAAUUAAGAGCACCUUUGGCCUCAGAAACUGAUAUUCCCGUAUUUAGCAAAAACGGCUUCUUGUAGGCCUUUUGCAUCACUGCCCACCAACCUCUGAUAUCGACUUGGUGAAACUCGUGACCACUCCUCUAAAAUUCAUUAAUUUACAAGGUUUCUUUGGGUUUUCUUGUAUGCACUGCCCAUUUCAUAUUCCCUCACAACAUUUUAGUGGGACACAAGUCAUGGCUUUGACUUGGCUAGUUCAUUACACUCAAUUUCUUCUUGUUGAGCCAUCUCUUUGUGGAUUUGGUGGUGUGCUUUAGAUCAUUAGCAUGGUGUAAGACCCAUUUCCAACUCAACUUCAACCUUCAGAUAGAUGGUCUGGAAUUCCCCUCAAGCACACUUUGAUAAGAUGCAGAGAUUAUUGAUAUCUUGAUGAAGGCAAGCUGCUCAGGCCCUGAGGCUUCAAAGCAACCACAUACCAUAAUACAGGGCGAGUCAAAAUGAUGUUAACACUAAUGGUACUGCUAUGUAUAUACGUAUAUACA
Molecule: messenger RNA, 2433 nt
Organism: Polypterus senegalus (gray bichir)
Lineage: Eukaryota; Metazoa; Chordata; Cladistia; Polypteriformes; Polypteridae
Product: gastrula zinc finger protein XlCGF26.1-like
Exons: 3
Coding region: 196-1566 (456 amino acids)
Biological process (GO): regulation of transcription by RNA polymerase II
Cellular component (GO): nucleus
Molecular function (GO): RNA polymerase II cis-regulatory region sequence-specific DNA binding; DNA-binding transcription factor activity, RNA polymerase II-specific
Source: RefSeq, a predicted model, not a curated record